Papilio machaon (common yellow swallowtail) is the source of this 509-nucleotide messenger RNA. RefSeq names its product 40S ribosomal protein S20 (gene RpS20). The transcript has 3 exons. Gene Ontology annotation, molecular function: structural constituent of ribosome. Gene Ontology annotation, biological process: translation. The record is from RefSeq and is a predicted model, not a curated record. Lineage: Eukaryota; Metazoa; Arthropoda; Insecta; Lepidoptera; Papilionidae. Gene Ontology annotation, cellular component: ribosome; cytosolic small ribosomal subunit. Bases 107 to 478 code for a protein of 123 amino acids.
AAAAAUAUUCUUUCUCUAUGACGUGAGAAGUCAAGCUGUUCUCCGGUUCAGCGCUGAGCAAUUUUUUUCGUGAAAUUGUUUAUCUCGACCGGGAAAUCGCAUCAAAAUGGCAGCCGCUGUCGUGUCUGGGAAGGACAUUGAGAAGCCUCAGGCAGAGAUCUCGCCGAUCCACCGCAUCCGCAUUACCCUCACAUCCCGCAACGUGCGCUCGUUAGAGAAGGUGUGCGCAGAUCUGAUCAAUGGCGCCAAAAAGCAGAAGCUUCGUGUUAAGGGCCCAGUCCGCAUGCCCACCAAGAUCCUGCGUAUCACCACACGUAAGACACCUUGCGGUGAAGGUUCAAAGACCUGGGACAGAUUCCAGAUGAGGAUCCACAAGAGAGUGAUUGAUCUGCACUCACCUUCGGAGAUUGUUAAGCAAAUUACAUCCAUCAACAUUGAGCCGGGUGUAGAGGUUGAAGUCACUAUCGCAGACGCGUAGGCACAUCUGCCGCAAUAAACUAUUUUGAAUA